GCAUCCCUCAUAGCACUUUUCCCGGCAACACUUCUAGUGAAGAAGGUUUGCCCAGUAGCGAAGCAGGUUCUACCCUUCAUAGUUAGUGGAACUACCCCUAGUUCUACCUCAUUGGGGGCAGCCCUUUUGGUAGAGGGGAGUGAAGCGUCGCACCAUCCUAGUAUAAGUGCUUACUUGGCCUUGACGGCCUGUAUUCUCUUCCUGCUCUCCUCAGUAUUCAUCCUCUCUCGGAUGGCUAUUGUGACGUGGUGUAUGGAGUUAUGCGGCGAAGUUGAGUUCGAGAUGGGGUAUGAGAGUGAGGAGGAAGGCAAUGCUUUCGAUGAUGGAGGCAAUGGAGAGAGAGAAGUUGAUAGAGCUACGGAGGCACGGGGACAACUUACCCCUAGUGGACGUCGUGCUCGGCUUGAGAGCAUCGUAGUGUAUGAUCCAGCUGGCAUGAAGUCAAAUGCUGGUCACAUCUUCGAGAGUGCCAAUGAUAGAGGUUGA
Messenger RNA from Perkinsus marinus ATCC 50983, 486 nucleotides. RefSeq lists its product as hypothetical. The annotation marks the transcript as partial. NCBI's taxonomy places the organism in Eukaryota, Perkinsozoa, Perkinsida, Perkinsidae. The transcript has 6 exons. The record is from RefSeq and is a predicted model, not a curated record.